CCUUACUAUUUUCCGUAGGUGGAAUACAUGUUGGUAUCUUUUGAUCAUGAAAAUAAGAAGGUCCAGUUGGUCCUGAAUGGAGAAGAUGUUCUUGAAACUCUACAAGAAAAGGGAGAGAGGACAAAUCCAAACCAUCCUACCCUUUGGAGACCAGAGUACGGGAGUUACAUGAUCGAAGGGACGCCUGGACAGCCCUACGGAGGGACGAUGUCCGAGUUCAACACCGUGGAGGACAACAUGCGGAAGCGCCGUGAGGAGGCGACUUCGGUGCUGGAGGAGAACCAGGCCCUGUGCACAAUAACUUCAUUUCCCAGAUUAGGCUGUCCUGGGUUCACACUGCCUGUGUAUAAACCCAACCCAGUCGAAGGAGGAGCUUCAAAGUCCCUGUUCUUCCCAGAUGAAGCAAUAAACAAGCACCCCCGCUUCAGUACCCUGACAAGAAAUAUCCGGCACAGGAGAGGGGAGAAAGUCGUCAUCAACGUACCAAUAUUCAAGGACAAGAACACACCGGCUCCCUUCAUAGAAACGUUUGAGGAUGAUGAGGCAGCCAGGGCUGCUAAGCCAGACCACAUUUACAUGGACGCCAUGGGAUUCGGGAUGGGCAACUGCUGCCUUCAGGUGACAUUCCAAGCCUGCAGCAUAUCUGAGGCCAGUUACCUUUACGAUCAGCUGGCCACUAUCUGUCCAAUUGUUAUGGCGUUGAGCGCUGCGUCUCCUUUCUACCGAGGCUACGUGUCCGACAUCGACUGUCGCUGGGGAGUGAUCUCUGCAUCCGUGGAUGACAGAACUCGGGAAGAGAGAGGACUGGAGCCGCUGAAGAGCAGUAGCUAUCGCAUCAGUAAGUCCCGGUACGACUCCAUAGACAGCUACUUAUCGAAGUGCGGUGAGAAGUACAACGACAUCGACCUGACCAUAGACAGAGGGAUCUAUGAGCAGCUGGUGCAGAAUGGCAUCGAUCACCUUCUGGCCCAGCACGUGGCUCACCUCUUCAUCAGAGACCCCCUGACCCUGUUCCAGGAGAAGAUCGACCUGGAUGACGCCAACGAGUCUGACCAUUUCGAGAAUAUUCAGUCCACAAAUUGGCAGACCAUGAGAUUUAAGCCCCCGCCCCCAAACUCCGACAUCGGCUGGAGAGUGGAAUUCCGCCCCAUGGAGGUGCAGUUGACUGACUUCGAGAACUCCGCCUAUGUGGUGUUCGUGGUGCUGCUCACGAGGGUGAUCCUCUCGUACAAGCUGGAUUUCCUCAUCCCUCUCUCCAAGGUUGAUGAAAACAUGAAGGUGGCGCAGAAGCGAGAUGCGGUCCUGCAGGGAAUGUUUUAUUUCAGGAAAGACAUUUGCAAAGGUGGCAGUGCAGUGGUGGACGGGUGUGGCAAGGUGCCCGGCGGCGGCGGCGGCUGUGGCGGUUCAGAGCCGGCCUUGGAGGAGUACACGCUCAUGAGCAUAGACACCAUCAUCAACGGGAAGGAGGGUGUUUUUCCUGGACUCAUCCCCAUCCUGAACUCCUACCUGGAAAACAUGGAGGUGGAUGUGGACACCAGAUGCAGUAUUAUGAACUACCUGAAGCUAAUUAAGAAGAGGGCGUCUGGAGAACUAAUGACAGUUGCGAGGUGGAUGAGAGAAUUUAUUGCAAACCACCCUGACUACAAGCAAGACAGUGUAAUAACUGAUGAAAUGAACUACAGCCUUAUUCUGAAGUGUAACCAAAUUGCAAAUGAAUUAUGUGAAUGCCCAGAAUUACUAGGAUCAGGAUCAGCAUUUAGGAGAGUAAGGUACAGUGGAAGUAAAACCGACUCUUCCAGCUAGACGUGCCGCAGGGAGGUUCUGCAGAAGGAUGUACGACCAAUCAGUGAAGAGCGUCUGCAGGACUGACCAGCCUGUGCCGAAGGUGUGGAGACCAAACGCUAGCCUGCAGUGUUGCCCAGGCCAGGAGGCUAGAGUGAGCUACAGGCUUCCUUCAGUAGGUGAUCUAGAGUUUAUACAGUGUACAUGUAUAUAGUAAAGUAUUUUUAUGAUUAACAAUGUAUUUUAAUAUAAUAUCUCAAGUCAUCGUGAGCUGGCUUAUACAUUUUUUAAUUCUUAACUCUGGAACAACUACUGUCUAAGCAGUUUUGUAAAUGUAAUGUACUAGUAAUUGUACAAUACCGGCAUUCCAGAGUUUAAAAUGUUUACUGUAAAUGUUUGUUCCUUUAAAGACUACCUGGGACCUGAUUCACUGGAAUUUAUCACUUUACUUUAAAAAUGUGUCUUGUUAACUUUCUUUGAGUCUUCGUUGUGGACAUUGAACCACUGGAAUCCAUGACAGCUCUUCUUCGAGGGCAGUCUUGGAUCCCCAGCACCUUGUCUCUGAUGCUUCUUUUGCAAUUAAGAGUAGCUGGCCGCUUGGUCACCUUGCCCCAACGUUCAUCAUUAAAUGAAACCCACCCUCUAAUAGCUCUGAUUCAAAUAAAUUUGCUGAUUCAGUCAUUAAACUUAAAGGUAACUCUCUAGGAGGAAAGGAAGCUGUUACCCAGAGUUGUGUGUGAAGAUGACUGGGUGUCUGUCUUGCUUCCUCCAAGAAAAGGGAGGAGUUAACCCUUCGUCCUACACAUGCCGAGAGUGCUGUCAAAACAUCAUGAACCCUUCUGUUCGGCCUGUUACUCUGAUUGCUACUGUGUAUUAAAUUCUCAAAUCCAAUGCAUUUGCUGAGGUUUUAUUUGUUACUCAUCCUGUAGUUUCUAAAAGCCUUCACUCCAGACUUUACCUGGGGACUGUUUUACAUACUGCCCUACCUUCUCUUCAAAACUCGUAAAUAAAUCAUGAGAUGCUGAGUUGUGUGAA
Chinchilla lanigera (long-tailed chinchilla) is the source of this 2817-nucleotide messenger RNA. RefSeq names its product glutamate-cysteine ligase, catalytic subunit (gene Gclc). The record is from RefSeq and is a predicted model, not a curated record. Gene Ontology annotation, molecular function: glutamate-cysteine ligase activity. Gene Ontology annotation, cellular component: glutamate-cysteine ligase complex. The transcript has 15 exons. Gene Ontology annotation, biological process: glutathione biosynthetic process. The coding region runs from base 28 to 1803 and encodes 591 amino acids. NCBI's taxonomy places the organism in Eukaryota, Metazoa, Chordata, Mammalia, Rodentia, Chinchillidae.